Cylas formicarius (sweet potato weevil) is the source of this 5314-nucleotide messenger RNA. RefSeq names its product transferrin 2. NCBI's taxonomy places the organism in Eukaryota, Metazoa, Arthropoda, Insecta, Coleoptera, Brentidae. The record is from RefSeq and is a predicted model, not a curated record. The transcript has 14 exons. Gene Ontology annotation, biological process: iron ion transport. Bases 232 to 2919 code for a protein of 895 amino acids. Gene Ontology annotation, cellular component: recycling endosome; plasma membrane; early endosome.
UUGUAGAAAUGGUCCCCUAUUUUUGACGAAGUUUGAAUAAUAUAUUUUGUCCGUUUUGGUAGAAGGAAUACAAUUUUAUUUUAGCAAAUUCAAAUCCCUUUUUCUUGUUCUGUGAUCUUCUAACUGGCGAACUAACUAAUUCUCUUUGUUAUGGUUAGUUGAGGUUGGGUUUGUGGGGUGUGUAAUGUUUAUUUGGUAGUUUAUUUUUUUGAGAUUUUAUCUCGAUCAAAAAUGAUAUUUAUAUUUAGAACAUACUCCUAUCAGAUAACGUUAUUAUGUUUGACAUCAUUAUCAUUAGAUUUUGUUCUGUCAGGUUUGGGGCAAAAUGUUUGGAAAACAAAUCAAGUGGAAAAAUCUAAACCUUCCAAAGAGCAAAACAUUAUCUGGUGUACAAUAAGUGUAAAUGAAACAAAUAAAUGCACAAGCCUCUCCAAAGCUGUGGAACGAGAUCAGAUUAAGCUCGGCCGCGAUACUGUUAAAAUAAGUUGCCUUCAGGCCACCAAUAAAGAUGAAUGCAUGGCUCUACUUGAUGAAGAAAAAGCCACCAUGACAACAUUAGAUGCAGGACAAGUUUUUGUUGGUGGACGAUACCAUAGUUUAGUUCCCAUAGCUCAAGAGAUUAUGGAAGGUGGCUUUAACUAUUAUUAUGCAGUGGCCGUGGUAAAGCUAAACAGUUUGCCUGAUGUUUUCUCGUUGGGUGAUCUUAAAAAUAAGAGGGCCUGCUUUGCUGGAGUGGAGACCUUUGCCGGCUGGAUGCUUCCUAUAAGCACUCUAAUGAAAGAAGGGUUUAUGAAAAUCAUCGACUGCAACAAUCAUGUUAAAAGUGCGACAAAUUUUUUUGGUUCUUCCUGCGCGGUGAACUGCCUCUCUGAUAAAUACAACCCUAUCGGGGAUAACUCUGACAAACUAUGUCAGUUGUGUAUAGGUCCCAUACCAGGCAGGAGGUGUACAGAUGCGGACCCGUACGCUGGGUAUAAUGGAGCCUUUAGAUGUUUGCUAGAGGCAGGAGAAAUAGCGUUUGUCAAGCACAACACAGUUCCUGAACUGUUGGCCAAGUCGGAAUACUCUACUGUGCCACCAGACACAUUUGAACUAUUUUGUAAAGACGGUUCGCGGAGACCCAUAUCGGAUUAUCUAAGUUGCCAUUGGGGCAGGGUGCCUUCAGACGCGAUUAUGGUGUCUUCGGCCGUUUCGUUUGAGCAGAGGGAGUUGUACCAGAGAUUUUUAAAAAAACUUGCAGAUACAUUCGCUCAAAAUGGUACGAAACCGGCGUUUGAUGGUCAGCCAGAGUUUGGAAACCGUAUCCGGCCAGGUCAGAAUUUCGAUGAGUAUGGUAACAGGGGCAAUCAGGGGGAAUAUGACCAGUACGGCAACAGGGUGCAUCGGUUUAAAAGGCAGGAUUAUGGUCGCGACAGGUUUGGGGGCAACAGGUUUGGGGACGAUAGGUAUGGCAAUGCCAACCCGUAUGACCAGGACAACUACCGCCAGGAAAAUCAGGAUAGGGUGGGGCAGAACAGUCAGUUUGACCAACAAUCUAAUAGAUUCGGGCAAAACAUCCCAUAUGACCAGAACCAAUACGGCCAAGAUUUCAACAGGGAGGAUCAAAAUAACGUAUACUACUACGAGUACUUUGAUUUGUUCGAGUCUGUUCCUAGAUAUGGCGACCAUGGGAACUUGAUGUUCCAGGAUAGCGCCAGAGGUAUUGCAGCGAUCCCCGAGACCAUGCAGACGUAUACAGCGUUUCUAGGAGAGUCCCACGACGUGAUAAUGGGAGUGAGAGAGUGCCCUGUCAAUAGGAUGACACUCUGCGUGACGUCGGACGAAGAGAAGAACAAGUGUGUCAAAAUGAGGACAGCCCUGAAAGCUCAACUACUCAAACCGGAGAUGGAUUGUUACAAGGGCCACUCCCAGAUCAACUGUAUGCAAGCGAUCAGGGCGGGAACCGCGGACGUGGCCGUGUUGGACGCCAGCGACGUCUACACCGCCGGUCUGAACUUCGACCUGGUGCCUUUCAUCAGCGAAGUUUACAAUUUGGAGGAUCCCGACUAUUACGUGGUCGCUGUUGCCAAAGAGUCGGAUCCCGAUACCGAGCUAACGUAUUUGAGGACGAAAAAUACAUGCCACGGCGGCAUAAGCAUGGCCGCCGGGUGGGUGUAUCCCCUCGCGUUCCUCAUCAGCAACGGAUGGAUACGACCCUACGGUUGCAACAGCGUCCGCGCCGCUGCCGAAUAUUUCACGAAGAGCUGCGUUCCGGGCGCCAUAAGUACCGAAUACAAUACCGGGGUGCCCUACGACAACAUGUGCGAUCUCUGUCACGGAAGCAGUUAUCGAUAUUGCCGCCGGGACGCCUCAGAGGACUACUACGGCCAUACCGGAGCUUUCAGGUGCCUGGUCGAGGGUGGCGGUGACGUGGCGUUUGUCAAACACACGACCGUGUUCGAGAACACGGGCGGCAAAAAGAGGGAGUGGUGGGCGAGGGACAACCUGCUCGAAGACUUUGAACUGUUGUGUCCGGACGGCACGAGGGCCGAGAUAAACGAAUACAGGAAGUGCAACUUGGGGCGGGUAAAGGCGAACGCUGUAGUGACGAGGGGCGGCUACGGGUACAACGAGACGCAGAUAAACGCUUACGUAAACUUGUUUCUCUACGCUCAGACGUUCUACGGACGGAAAACUACGGACGAAUUCAGUUUCAGCAUGUUUACGUCACCCCCGCCAUACUCCGACCUGAUAUUCCAAGACGCGACCACGCAAUUGGAGGUGAUCGACCCUAGCAAACGAUAUUACUCGACAUAUUUGGGCAAGGACUUCAUGCGCGCGCGGCGUAUAGUGGACUGCCACGCUGGCGUCGACCCCGCCCACCCGGUUUCGCUGGCCGUUGCCGUUACGAUCGCGUUGGCGCUGGCGAGAACUGUUUAAACUAUUUUGUGUUCGUAUUUUCAUGAUCCGACUUUACCAGCAUUUAUAGUUUGUCGUUACGGUUUACCUCGUAGUUUUAGCGAUACGACUUUUACGCGUUUAAUCAAAGUUACUUUGUGCGGCUUAUAUAGGGUUCACUCCAUACGGCAUCGAAUAUUGUGGCCAAGAUAAAAUUAUUUUCAUACUAUACAGGUUGUAUAGUGCGCUGAUUGGCGCGAUAUAGCCCACAUCCGCUCAUGCUACGAGGUUUUCAUUACAUUCAUUCAUUUGUGUUAUCUUAUUACCGCACUCUAACAUAGCUAGGGCCUUCUGGCAGUUUCUUAUAGCCUUGGAAGCGCUACGAGGUGUGCAUAUUUAAGAGACAGAUUGAUAAUAAUGAGGUCUGCCUACUCAUACCUGCUUGGCAGGAUCACUUCAUAGGGUCCGUCAACAAUGUCUUUGGCAUCAUGUCUGGUGGCACAAUGCCAUAAUCUGAUACCGUGUCCAGCAAAUGGGUACGUUCAAUCACACAUGGCUGCGGUUUCACCAAAGCCGCUUGAAAAAGCCCAGUAAGGUAUAACCAUGGACCCAUAUAUUUUAUAUCUGAAUUUUAAUCUCAAUUCUAAUAGCUACUUUAAGUAGCUAUAAAUUGAUUAAUUUAAAUUUAAUUCCAUAUCUUUUAACUUACCAGGGAAUGUACUUCGAUCAUUCGACUUCAUUCUUUGCGUGUUCGCAGAAUAUACCAAAAAGUUCUUAUUCUCUGCCACUUUAUUUAACACCCACAUAAAAAAUGUAUUUCGAUUGUCAAAAUUAUUUCCAUAAAGUUUGUGCUACCAACUUAUAACAAUGGAUUUUUUUUUAAAGAAUUCUUGAAAUACUUUCAUUAAUCUUUGAAUUUUCUGUACUGUGUACCAAAACAUUUUCUUUAUAUAUUUUUGUUUUUCUCAUUCCUUAAUAUUUUCGUAAAAACGAUGGUUUCUUUCAGCAUAAACACGAACGCGCAAGAAAAAAUAAAUCAUAUCAAUACGCCCUUUUUUUUUUGGGUAUAUCUUCACUUGAACUAGACUACUUCAACGCAAUCCACAAGACAACAAUUAUCAAAAAUAAUACCCCUAUUGCGAAAUGAGACAAAUCUUAUAGCCUAACUGAAUUAGAAAGAAUAAUAAUUGACAGGUAACUGAAAAGUAUGGUGUUUCAUUUAAAUGAAUCAAGUUAUAGCCACUUAAAGGUUUUAAAGAUGUGAUGCUUUUUAUAUUUGAGAUAUAAAACAUGAGUUAAGUUUUGAUAAAAUUCACAUCGUUAAAAAAAAACUUUAAGGUUUAGAUAUCAUAAGUCUCAUUUUGGUCGUAGAAUCUAACAACCGGGGGCUCAUACUUUGAUACUUUUAACACUUGUGGGAGAACCUGUAUAGUAUAAAAGUGAUUUUAAAGAGGGCGUCGUAUAUACGAGAUAUUUUGCAUUUAAGUCUAACCCCUCUACCAUUUGAUAAGUAUCGACAAUCAGUUUGACAUAUCAAUCUAUUGUAAGCUCGGGUGCCUUAUUAAUAACUAAAUCAUGAGCAAAAAUACUAAUCUGAGGUACUGAGGACCCUGGGUACAUCAGUAGAAAGACCGUGCCAAAAGUUAUUCAAUUGUCAAAAGUUUUUGUAAAUUUCCGUAAGCUUUAUCAAAAAAAUAUAUCAGUCAUAAUUCGUAGAUCAUAAAAUUAUGUGCAAAAAAGAUCCUUAUACUUUUUUCCCGGUACAUUUACUCCACUUAAACCUUAAAAUCACAGUAUCUUUGGACUGGUGAUUUCUAGGAAAAAAGUUUAAGGACUAUUUUUUUGAGAUAACUUUAUGUUCUACAAAUAAUAGCAGAGAUAUUUUUUUGAAGAAAGCUCUAAAAACCCGAAAAUUUAAAACUUGACCUUGAAUAACUUUUUUAACAUACCUGCGGUCGACGGGGUUUUUGGCAUUUUAUUUCUACACGUGUACCCAGCGCAUCCACCAAUAUCCAACUCUGUCGGAACUUUUGUUGAUUUUGAAUUUUUAUCUCAUUUGGCUGGAUUAAACCUAUUAAUUCGAAUACGUUAUAUGAAAUUUGAGUAAAAAGUAGCCUUGUCUUGAUUCGGUAAUACGUUUUCCGGAUUUUCUAUUCGAAUAGUUUUGCAUAGUAUUUUAUCGUAUUUCUGCACGACAAAAUAAUAAAUAAAAUCCUGAAAAGAACGUCGGAAAUUCUUCCGAGCGCAUUUUUUGCGUUUCAAGUUAUUUUAAUUUUAAAUUAAGAAUUUACUGGAUCCGGCACUGUUGUCGGUAGUUCACGUUAAUGCUCAUUGUAUUGUUUUUAAUUGUAUUUAAUUUUCCGUCCAAUGUAUACAUUCCAAUGAACGUUUUUUGAUUUUUAUAAUGUUUAUAUUUUAAUAAAUAUGGUCAAAUUUU